Messenger RNA from Penicillium cataractarum, 1515 nucleotides. Its product is annotated as glucose-6-phosphate dehydrogenase. The coding region runs from base 1 to 1515 and encodes 504 amino acids. Gene Ontology annotation, molecular function: NADP binding; glucose-6-phosphate dehydrogenase activity. Gene Ontology annotation, biological process: pentose-phosphate shunt, oxidative branch; glucose metabolic process. Gene Ontology annotation, cellular component: cytosol. The transcript has 7 exons. Lineage: Eukaryota; Fungi; Ascomycota; Eurotiomycetes; Eurotiales; Aspergillaceae. The record is from RefSeq and is a predicted model, not a curated record.
AUGUCUUUCCAUUCCAGCACCAUCGAGUUGAAGGAUGACACCGUCAUCGUGGUGCUCGGUGCCUCUGGUGAUCUUGCCAAAAAGAAGACGUUCCCCGCACUUUUCGGCCUUUUCCGCAACAAAUUCCUCCCCAAGGAUAUUAAGAUCGUCGGAUAUGCGCGGACGAAGAUGGACCAUGACGAAUACCUCAAGCGCGUGCGCUCGUAUAUCAAGGUUCCCACAAAGGAGAUCGAGGAGCAAUUAGAUCAGUUCUGCCAGCUUUGCUCUUAUGUUUCUGGCCAAUACGACCAGGAUGACUCCUUCAUCAACCUCAACAAGCACCUCGAGGAGGUGGAGAAGGGUCGUCAAUCAAAGGAGCAGAACCGCGUCUUCUACAUGGCGCUCCCUCCCAGUGUUUUCAUCACCGUGUCAGAGCAAUUGAAGCGCAACUGCUACCCCAAGUCCGGUCUCGCUCGCAUUAUCGUCGAGAAGCCCUUCGGCAAGGAUCUUCAGAGCUCGCGCGAUCUCCAGAAGGCUCUGGACCCUAACUGGAAGGAAGAGGAGAUCUUCCGUAUCGAUCACUACCUCGGUAAGGAGAUGGUCAAGAAUAUUCUCAUUCUGCGGUUCGGCAAUGAGUUCUUCAACGCGACAUGGAACCGUCACCACAUCGAUAACGUUCAGAUCACAUUCAAGGAGCCUUUCGGCACUGAGGGCCGUGGUGGUUACUUCGACGAGUUCGGUAUCAUCCGUGAUGUCAUGCAGAACCACCUGCUGCAGGUGCUGACCCUGCUCGCUAUGGAGCGCCCCAUUUCCUUCUCCUCGGAGGAUAUCCGUGACGAGAAGGUCCGUGUUCUGCGCGCGAUGGAUGCCAUCGAGCCCAAGAACGUGAUCAUUGGACAGUACGGCCGCUCGCUCGACGGCAGCAAGCCCGGUUACCUCGAAGACGACACCGUGCCCAAGGAGUCGCGCUGCCCCACCUUCUGCGCCCUGGUCGCCUACAUUAAGAACGAGCGUUGGGACGGCGUUCCCUUCAUCCUGAAGGCCGGCAAGGCCCUCAACGAGCAGAAGACUGAGGUUCGCAUCCAGUUCAAGGAUGUGACCUCUGGAAUCUUCAAGGACAUUCCACGCAACGAGCUGGUCAUCCGUGUCCAGCCCAACGAGUCCGUCUACAUCAAGAUGAACUCCAAGCUGCCCGGUCUGUCCAUGCAGACGGUGGUGACCGAGCUGGACUUGACCUACCGCCGCCGCUUCUCCGACCUCAAGAUCCCCGAGGCCUACGAGUCCUUGAUCUUGGACGCCUUCAAGGGCGACCACUCCAACUUUGUGCGUGAUGACGAGUUGGACGCCUCCUGGCGCAUCUUCACCCCUCUCCUGCACUACCUGGACGACAACAAGGAGAUCAUCCCCAUGGAGUACCCAUACGGCUCCCGUGGCCCCGCCGUCCUCGACGACUUCACUGCCUCCUACGGUUACAAGUUCAGCGACGCCGCUGGCUACCAGUGGCCAGUGACUACAUCUGCCCCGAACCGCCUGUAG